Messenger RNA from Symbiodinium necroappetens, 5157 nucleotides. Lineage: Eukaryota; Dinophyceae; Suessiales; Symbiodiniaceae. The record is from the annotation of a GenBank genome assembly.
AUGGCCGCAGUGCCUCUCGCUUCUCCGUCAACGAGCUUGCUGGGGCAUCCCCGAAUCGACGAAAACGAUCCUGCUAGCGAGCACGGCUCUGAGGAAUGGUCGGCUGGACAGCUGGACAUGGUCCCUCCGCUUGCUGGGCAUGGCCCGCGAGCAGAAGAAUCUGGACAGGGACAGCAAAACGAACUCAGGGAGGCCCUGGAACACGAAGCCUGCGUAUCGUGCAAUUGGAGGUGGGCCAUCCAUCUUCUAGGCGAGUUCCUCCGGGACUCACCACCUUGGGAGUCGGAGGAGUUCUUCCGCAUGAGGGAGAACUUGCUGGACUUGGUCGUGAUGUCCUGUGGAGCGGCAGGGCGGUGGAGAAUGGCCUUGAGCAUCUUCAGCAACAUGAGGUUCGUCCAGGUGGUUCCUGGGCAGCUGGCCUAUCAACACGUUGUGAUCGCCUGUAGAGAGGCGGGGGCCUUCACGAUCGCCGAUCAGCUCUGCGAGGAGAUGCGCAUCUGCACCGGACAUGUCGAGCACGGCUUGUCCAUCAGUCCGGGCUUGGAGAAAAGCUACCUACGCAAGUGCGAAGAGGUGGGCGAUUGGCAAAGGGCACUGCAAGUGUUGGGCGAGAUGCAGUGGUGUGCGAAGGAGAUGGACGAGAUCGCAUGCGGCACCGCGGCUGCUGCCUGUGCAAAUGGGGCAGCUUGGGAGGCAGCUCUCGCGCUGCAGAGCAUAGAAGGGAGCCCCCGAUGCAUCGCAAUGGCCUCGCGGCUAUUUCGCGCACGGCUGCGGCUGCUGGAAGCCAAGGCGCAGCGGGGUCGGGGCAUUGCACGGAAUGCGCAGAUUCAUGCAGUGCAAGCACUAAGUCGACGAAACUGCUGGGACGAGGCUCUGCAUGUGGUGGAAGGCCUUGUAGGACACGCUGCCGCUCGGGUCCCGCGGGAGCCACUUGUCAUGCUGGGGCUCAGCCUUGCCAACGAGUCCCGGCAGUGGGAACGUGCUCUGCAUUUACAGGACCUGACCAACCGACACCACGGCGGAGGAGGCUGGGUCUCUGGGCCCCUCGCCGAGCUGCUCGUCGCAGUAGGGCGUUGGAAGCACGCAUUGCAGGUGACAGCCAACCUGGAUCUUCGAGUUCGGGCUGCAGCGGCAGGUCGACUCUGGCAGGCAGCUUAUCAUCUUGUCGGAGGCAUCGUGGAAAGCAUGCAGCAGCACAGAGUGUCAGGGUCAAGCAGACCCAUCCCUGUGUCGAGCCUGACAUCCGUGCUGCGGUUGCGCGACUCUUCAGCAGUUGGGUUGUCGCAGCAGGCGAUGAACAUGGCUGUCGAUGCAGCGGCACAGAAGCACCGCUGGCAGCAGGCGAUUCAGCUGCUUGAAGCAGCAAGGCUGCUGCAGAGGUCGGACAUCAUCACACUCAACACCUGCCUCACGGCUGCUCUACGUGCAGAGAGCUGGCAGCAAGCCUUGGCACUGCUUGCAGAUGGCCGUAGUGCCAGGCUGCCGCUGAGCAGCGUGACGCUGGGUGCUGGCCUUGAUGCUGCGCAGCGUGGUUCUGCAUGGCAGCUGGCACUUGGAAUGCUCAGCCAGGAAGGCGGGCUGGCAAAUGCCGUCGCCAUCAAUGCUGCAGCUGGAGCUGCAGCGACAGCUGCGUGUUGGGAGAUUGCACUGGGCCUCUUGCAAGAUCAUCACUUUCACCACAAUCGUCCAGACGUUGUGGCUUGCACCGUUGCCGUGGCAUCCUGCAGUGCGGCCUCGCGCUGGGAACAAGCCCUUUCGCUGCUGUCUUGGUACGGUGCGAGAGGAGUCCAGCCUGACGUGGUGAUGCUUCAGCAGAUCCAGUGCUCUUGUGAUGUCGGCAUGGUGCCUCUGGAUCCCGGACCGAUUCCGAUUCAGUACAAGACGAACUUACGGAGAGUUUCUUCGAGGCUCUUAUCUGAUGGAUAUGACUGGGCACAGCGCCGCCAGAAGGGGGCGAGUCUGGCAGUGGUGGCAGCCCAAGCUCUGGAGCAGUGGGCGGCCUUGUCCAGCGAGGACGCCCGCUGCGUGGCCCGUGUCCUCCGGCGCCCAGUCUUGGCCGUGCUGCAGAGGCUCCGAGGCGAUCCCGGGGCCCAAACCUCAGCGAGGCACUUGCCUCUGCGAGAUGUAUUCCUUGAGUCGCAGUCUACACUAGGCUCACCGAUGACAGCUGAAACCAUGCUGGAUCUUCAUCUUGUUUUCACAUCUCCUUCCAUGCUGCGAUGCCUCGCCCCCUCGCUCCUGACUGCCAGUCAAACGCUAAGGGCUAUGCUGCACACCGUCAAGGAGGGUGCUUGGUCCGAGCGUGAGCUGUGGCGUGCAGCAGUGGCACUCUUCGCCGCCCUUUGUGACAACGGCAUCGAACCAACAGUCGAGCAGGUGAACCUUGCCAUCGAGAUUUGCAAGGAGGCUCGUGCAAUUCGGCCGAUGUUCGAGAUGUACAAGUCUGCACGGAGGCUACCCAGCUUCCGUCCAGACUAUGGGACUUUCGAGAACCUGGCAAGUGGCGGUACGCUGGCACCCGGCCAAUACUGGUGGCACUGCCUUCUUUUCAUGGAGGAGGCCCAAGACCUGCUUCCUCGAAAGCAGCUGACGAGUUCCAUGACGAAGACCAUCAAGGCUUGCUCGGACGCAUCGGCAUGGGGAACUGCGCUUUUCCACCUUCGCCCUGCGAUGGACCUGGCAACGUCAACGGUCCCUGGCAGACAUGCCCAGCUGCCGGAGCUGCUGCGGGAGCGCCUUGAGGACCUUCGACUUGGCAACGCUCCCGAAAGAAGCGAAGGUGGCUACAAGGCCCGGGGCUGGGCCGAUCAAUGGGACUUCCAGCGUCAGGUGCCUGUGCGCCGUGUUGGCAAGCUCCGUAUGGCAGUCCCAGGUGUGCCUGUGCCAGCCUUCCAGGACAAGGUGGCAGAGUUUUUCCGUGCCUGUGCACAAGACAAGAUCGGAAAAUUGCCCGGCUUGUCUGAGAUGCUAGAGACAAGCUACAGGAACUUGUGGCAGCGAGGCUCGCGGCUGAAGGUGGAAAGCCAGGAGCUUCUGGGCCUGGAACGUCUCAGUUCGGUGCGCUCUGCGCUUCGAGAGGAGACUCUCCAGGCUUUCCGCCGACAUCGCUACAGGUCGCUGCUGGGGCUGCAGCUUCUUCGAGGCUUGCGCCGCCGCCGGGCCCUGGAAGCUUCCUUGCUUCUGCGUUCCGAUGUGCUUCUGGAAAAGCAGAGCGGCCUAGGCCUAGGCACGCCGGAGGCCUUGCAGCUUGUGAAGCUGAGCAGCGACGCCUCGAUCACCAUUCGACCGCACAGGAGAACUCGCCUGCGGCAGCGAUACAAGCGCGGGACUUCCAGGAUCUCGCGCUCCAGGAGAUGCCCCUCCACUGCUUGGAAGGGACGGCUUCAAGUACGCCGAGCAGAAAAAGAGGAAGGCGGUGGAGACUGUGCAGAAAUUAUUCAGGCCAAAGCAGCCUGGGUGAGCUAUCGCCUCCUGGUGGAUCGCAGCAGAUACCCUGAGUCGGAGGUUCCCCGGAAACGCCGAGCAGAGGAGAUUCAGCCUUUGUUGCCGGGCCAGAUCAUGACCGAGGAGGUCGUCUCUGCGGGCCGGCACAUGGGAGAGGGUGGCGGCGGCUCUAGCAUGUACCUGCCCUCCAUGAAGAUUCUGCUCGAUCGUGCCGAACAUGCAGAGCGCGUGGCCUUGGCCUCGGUGCUCAACCGUCUUGGCGAUGCCAAGAAGAUUCGGGGGGUCGUACGACUCUACACAUCGGCUGCCCUUUGCAUCUCAUGCCUGGCGGCUUUCUGCCACUGCAAACGACUCCUCACGUCGCUGUUUUUCGAGAUCAGCUGUGACUCCGCCGAUGAGUCGCAACGCUGGUCGGACACAGCGGCGGGUGGAGAAGAAUCGCUGGACAAGUUUCGGACCAGUGGCUUCGCCAGUGCUUUUGUCUCCAAAAUGCACGUGAUCUCCCACAUUGCCCUGGCAGGCAGGAAUCCAGGAAGGCAGGUAGACCGAGGUCGCUUUGGAGUCUGCUUGUGGUGGCGGGUGCAUUGGCGCUGCCCUCGCUUUCGCCUGGCAAGCUUGGAAGACCCGGCGGAGCAACGGGAUGGCCGAUCACUCGCCGCCGCCCUUGGCCUCGCCUGCCACGAAGUAUAUGACAUCUCCCAGCCGGCAUGUCCAUCGAGAGUCGCAGCCGAGCUACAGCCCGACGAGCAAGGUGUCAGCCGAAGCCCAUGGCUCAGUUUGAGUCUGCCGACGGUGACGAGCGCGUCCCUGACAACGACGGAGGCGGAUUUGUCCAAGCUGCCGAAGAUUGGACAGGGCAUGGACAAGAGCGAGUUCUUGGACCUGCUGAAAAAGCUCAUCGGAGAAUCCAAGCAUCUGCAGAACAACCCGCGUCUGGGCAUCCAUCCGGAGGAGAAGCGGGCAGCAGCUGUCGUCAUCAAAGAGCUGGAGGCAGUCUCCACCCGUGCUGGUGGUCCCCUGAUCCUGGAGGAGCUGGAGUAUGUUCCUGGCAGAUCCAACCUCAAGGUGACCUACCCGGGUUCCGGCAAGGAAACAACGGCCUUCGUGGGCAGCCACUUCGAUGUGGUCCCUGCAGAUCCGGAGGCGUGGUCCAAGGACCCCUUUCAGCUGACCGUAGAGGGCGACCUGCUCUAUGGCAGAGGAACCACCGACUGCCUAGGCCACGUCGCGCUUCUGACCCUCUUCCUCCGCGAGCUUGGUCGCACGAAGCCAGCAUUGAAGCGAAGCAUCGUGGUGGUCUUCAUUGCUGCUGAAGAGGGCGGCGAGAAGAAUAUUGGAGUGGAUGCAGUGCUGAAGAACGGCAAGUUGGAGGAGGCCAAGAACGGCCCGGUAUACUGGGUCGACUCCGCAGAUUCCAACCCUUGCUGCGGCACUUCGGGAGCACUGUCCUGGUCACUGAAGUGUCGAGGGCGCUUGUUCCAUAGCGGCUUCCCAAACAAGGCCAUCAAUUCCAUUGAGCUUGCCAAUGAGGCCAUCGCGUUCAUCCAAGAACGUUUCUACAAUGACUUCAAGCCACUUCCCGAGGAGGAGCUUUACUCCUUCGGUAUGGGGUCUCACAUGAAGCCGACUCAGAUCGAGUGCAGCAAGGGCUCCUUCAACCAAAUCCCCGCAGAGACCACGGUCCACGGCGAUAUCAGGCUCGGCGUCAUCUGA